AUGGAACAGAGAAUAUUUAAAAAAGUAUUUUCAAACAUUGUAUUAUUUAAUUAUAUCUAUUCAUUUGUACCAAUCAUUUAUCAAGACGAAAGAGUUGUAUCAUAUAGAUUUAAAGAGUUACCAUCGAUCAAUAUAUGUCGGCUAGAUUCAUCUUCAUCUGCGAAACAAAUACAACUAUUUCAAGUAAAGCUGAAACAUGACAAAGAUUUUGUGGUUUACUUUAAGAAACUACCUGCAAUCCUAAGAAGUAGUUGGAUUGAUUUAAAUACUGUCAAGACAUUGUUGAAAAGAUUUCCACAUUAUUUCCACAACUCUUUGGUACCAAGUGCUAAAGAAGAAAGAAACAAUGACAAGACCUAUCGAUCAAAGAGUUGGAUACUAGAUUGUCUAUCGAUAUCUGGUAAUCUAGAAUGUUUACAAUACAUCAUUGAACAAUGUCCUUGGAUUGGUGGUAUUACUCCCAACACUGUCGAUAUGGCAUGUGAAUCGGGACACUUGCACAUUGUCCGUUACCUCCUCUCAUCAUUCAAGGGUAUUGGACCAAGUCACGCUGGAUUUGAAGGUGCUGCACUCAAUGGCCACCUGCCAGUCAUUCAACACCUACUCGCUACGACCAACAUCAAGUUUACUCACCAAGCUGUGAUGAGUGCCGCCAAGUCUGGAGUAGUCGACCUCGUUCGUCUGCUACUCAAAGAAAUCAAACGUGCAGAGAAAGGGUCUGGUCUGAGUUUAGAUCAAUUCCUAAUGGCUGCUGCCAUCCAAGGUGGGUCACCCAACGUCGUUAAAUUGGUAUUCGAUCAUCUUGGAAGAGACUGUCUCAACAACUCUUGUUAUUUCUUGAUGGAUAUUGCAGCAGAGAUUGGUGAUUUGGAGAUUGUCAAGUUUCUAGAAUCCAAGAAAUUGGUGACUCCAUCAGUUCGCGAGAAACCGACACGUCUCUCAUUACCAGCUGCCAGGGGACACUAUGACGUCGUAGAGUACUUGCACAGAAAGAAAUUGUCGAUGCUGACACCAGGCGAUCUCCAAGAGGCAUGUAAACACAACCAAAUGGCAAUCGUCAAGUAUAUCGUGGACAAGGAGCCAAGCGGGAUCUCUGUCAUGUGUGACACUGCACUUGGCUUGGCCGCAGAGUCUGGUCAUUUAACAGUAUGCCAAUAUCUCUUUGAAAAGGGUCUCGUGCGACAAUGUAAAUCCGAGACACUUGUGGCAGUAUGCGAAGCGGGGCAUUUCGAGGUGGCCAAGUUCCUUGUUGACAACAAAUUUUGUGCAAGUGUCAAUCCAACAGAGUCAGCAACCGUCACCGAGACAAUGGAUAAAUGUCUCAAGGCCAAUGCCAAGGUUGGCAACCUCGAUAUGUUUCAGUACCUCGUCAAAUCAUUUAAUUUGUUGACCGUCGAGUUUGACACGAUGAAAUACUCGAGUUUUACUAUCAACCCAGUAGAGCUGCGUCAUCACCAAGGAUCCAUGCUCAUUCUCAAGUGUAUGCAUGUCGCUGCCGAGCACAGUCACAUCAACCUUGUCAAAUGGAUGGUCGCACACUACACCAUCCCGCUGUCCAAGGUGCGUUUACUCCUCACCAUCGUUGCAGAGGUAGCAUCUUCAGAGUUGUUGGAUAUGUUUUAUCAGGAUGAUGCCGAUACUACAAUUGACAGUAUUUUACCAAUCUUGCAAGCUGCAUCCAAUCAUGACAAUGUAACAUGCUACCAAUACUUUUUAGCCAAGGGUGUACCAAAACAACUAUUCAAAUGUCCACUACUAAUGGACAAGGCAAUUGAAAAAGGUGCAAUUAAAAUUGUUAGAUGGUUGCAUCUAAAUAUUAUUGGUGUUGUCGGUGGUGGUGACAAUACUAUUGCAACAUGUUCUUCACAAUCUGUUGAUAUGGCAGCUAUAAAUGGUCAUCUUGGUGUCAUUCAAUACCUACAAAGACACGGUAUUCAUUCAGGAUUCUCUUCUUCAACUGCCACUGUGGCACUCAUGUAUGGUCAUUACGAAUUGGUUCACUUUUUAUUAAAUAAUCGUACAGAAGGAUAUAUCAGUCAGGGACGAUGUCUUGUCGUGGCAUGUUCCUCAAAUCACCUAGAAAUUAUCGAAUACCUACAUACACACCACGGGCCAUUGCCCAUCACAUCCUCUUUGUUUAAACAUGACCACGAAGAUAUCUACCGAUUCCUCAUACAAAACUACUACGCCAUCAUCACCAAACAAUUAAAUAUUAGCGACCUUGGACAAAGACAAGCAUUCUUUUUGACCAUUCUCAAACAACAUGAACAAAUGUUGGAAAAUUUAAACAACGCAAACAAUACAACAUUUUCAAAACUUGCUAAAAUAAUCUUUAAAUCUAAAUAA
Cavenderia fasciculata is the source of this 2346-nucleotide messenger RNA. Its product is annotated as multiple ankyrin repeats single kh domain protein. Lineage: Eukaryota; Evosea; Eumycetozoa; Acytosteliales; Cavenderiaceae. Gene Ontology annotation, molecular function: protein binding. Bases 1 to 2346 code for a protein of 781 amino acids. The transcript has a single exon. The record is from RefSeq and is a predicted model, not a curated record.